Messenger RNA from Ilex paraguariensis (yerba mate), 414 nucleotides. NCBI's taxonomy places the organism in Eukaryota, Viridiplantae, Streptophyta, Magnoliopsida, Aquifoliales, Aquifoliaceae. The record is from the annotation of a GenBank genome assembly.
AUGGGUGACAUAUCUUUCUCGAAUGGGAUUAGCAAUGGGAAUGGCUUUCAUGGCAAUGGCCAUUCGGUGGGAGGAGCACAAAGAAAGAGCUGUUGGUAUGAAGAAGAAAUUGAAGAGAACUUGAGAUGGUGCUUUGCUCUCAAUAGCAUUUUGCACACAGGAGCUACUCAAUUCCAGGACAUUCAACUUUUGGACACAAAGCCCUUUGGAAAGGCUCUAGUCAUUGAUGGAAAACUUCAAAGUGCAGCAGAGAUAGAUGAAUUCAUCUACCAUGAAUCUCUUGUCCACCCAGCACUUCUUCACAACCCAAAUCCCAAGAGCAUCUUUAUCAUGGGGGGAGGUGAGGGUUCUACUGCAAGAGAAUUACUGCGGCACAACACUGUAGAGAAGGUGGUCAUGUGUGACAUUGAUGAG